GAAUGUGUGGGGACCGGAGUGAUCAGCCUUAGUAUUAAAGCGCCGCACGGUCCACAUGAUCCCUCUCUGCUUCACUGCACCGUAGUCCUUGCUGCUCCUCGGCGCUGCUGCAUCAUUCAAAGUUCGUGACUUUGGCUCAUGGAGUACCUAUAUUCAAAGUUCGUGACUUCACAAUUCAGUCUCCCUAUUUUGCCUUGGUGAUGACGACGAGGAUGCAUGAGGAAUGUGAAAUUGAGUCUGAUUGAAAAGGAUUGGAACUUGAUGGUCUAGAGAUCUAUUGAUUCUAGUGAGAGAGAUGAGAGAGAGAGAGAGAGGAGAGGGAGAGGGAGAGAGAGAGACAAAUUAAUUAAGUAAAAGAGGUGGUGCGGUCGAGCCAACAAGGCUCUUGAAUCUCCGUACGUUAACCCUCGCAUCCUUUCCCCACGGGAAAGCGAAUAGCAUCACAUCAUGUUCAUUAAAUGAAUUUUUAUGUUAAUAGUAAACUUUUGAGGGGGGGAAGAAAGUUGAGCGAGUGAGAGCGGGUUGUGCGUGGAUACAUGAGAGAGAGAGAGAGAGAGAGAGAGAGGACGCGAGCGAGCGGGAGGUGAACUAAGAAGGGAGGGGAGAGAGGAUCUGCAUCUGGUCCGAGUUUAACGAGUGAGAAGAGUGGAGUGGAGUGGGUGAGAGGUGGGAGGGAACAGAGGAGCGAGGAUCCCGGAUUUGGGAGUGAAAGGAAACUCUUUUAUACCCUGAUACGUACAGCUUCUCUUUGCAAUCCUUCUUCUCCAAGCCUCUCGCGAUUCCAUGCGUUUGAUGAGCUCGAGAGAGGACUUGGAGCUCGGGCCUGAGUCUAUGCCGGUUCUCGAGAUCGCUUCUCUGUGAGAAUUGACGGUUGAGGGCAACCAAAUCUUAGUGGACACUGGAAGGACAGUGGGUUUUGUGAUCUGACUUUGGUUUUGGUUUUCAAAAUUGCAACUUGUGGGAUCUGCUUUAUUCUGGUGAUCAGUGUGUGAGUUUCUGGUCGUUCUUCGGGUUGAGGUAAGGGAAUGUGAAAUAUGGCUGGAAAUGGUAGAGGAGGUAGUAACACGGGAGGUGGGGCGUCCAUUAGCGUUGCAGCUGUGGCUGUUGGUUCUGUUGAAGCGAGAUUUCCUCCACCGGAGAGGCAGCGGAGCAGAUGGGGAGGCUGUUUUGGUGGAUUUUCCUGUUUUGGGUCACAGAAAGGAGGUAAGCGCAUCGUUCCUGCAACCCGCAUACCUGACGGAAAUGGGUCCACAAGUCGUGGGAACAUGCCUCAGUCCGCCGGACCUUCUAACCAAAAUACCAACUUAAAUCUCUCUCUAUUAGCUCCGCCAUCAUCACCUGCUUCUUUUACGAACUCUGCACUCCCUUCGACGGUUCAAUCGCCCAGCUGUUUCUUGUCAUUGUCUGCCAACUCGCCUGGCGGACCAUCCUCAACCAUGUUUACAACAGGUCCUUAUGCUCAUGAAACACAGUUGGUCUCACCACCUGUUUUCUCAACUUACACAACAGAACCUUCUACUGCUCCUCUAACUCCUCCUCCUGAGCUUGCCCACCUGACAACUCCCUCAUCCCCUGAUGUGCCAUUUGCCCAAUUGCUUUCAUCUUCUCUUAAGCUCAGAAGUAGUGGUAAAGUGAAUGGGGUUUCUUACUCUGGUUAUGUUGGUGGUGACUUCCAGUCUAACUAUCCACUCUAUCCUGGAAGUCCAACCAGUAGCCUUAUAUCACCUGCAUCUGGAACUCCUCGUACUGGGCUCUCUUCACCGUAUCCUGAGGGUGACACCCCUACUCGAUGGAGUGCUUCCAUUGUGCCCCGUGACUUGCCGCAUUCAAGGAAUGGGCCAUCCAAGCUGUUUGGUCUUGAUUCUGCCACCUCCAGAAAUUUCAUGCUGCCAUCUGAUUCAAGCUUCUUCCGUCCAGAUAACUCCGCUGCCGCCCAAUUUUAUCUCGAUCAGGCGCAGCAAUCCUUUUCUAGCUAUGCUCAUUGCGGAGCAAGAUUAAGUGUUUCCAGGGAAGGUGAUGUUUAUUCCGGCGGCGGUAAUAGGCCGAACAAAUCCGUCAAACAAGAUCCGGAGGAGAUUGAAGCCUACAGAGCAUCUUUUGGUUUCAGCGCGGACGAAAUCGUUGCGACCCCAAAUUAUGUGGAGAUUAAUGAUGGGGUUGAUGUUUCCUUCACCAUGUCAUCUCCCUUCAGCAACUGUAAGUCAUGCAUAGAACACCAUCCUUUCUUGAGGAUGCCCACAGGAGGCCAGAAGUCAGUCAUGGUGGAUUCUGCCAGCCAAAAUAUGCCAAAUCAUGUGUUCAGAGGAGAUAUCAUUGUAGCAGCAAAUUAUGAUAAUCCAAUUGCAGGUGGUGCUAACAACAGCUGCCAUGAUACUAAUCUUCAUCCAACCGAGAAGAAGAGCGAAGCAACAUUUUCGAAGUCCACGAGCAGAAGAACUCGAGUAUUGGAAUCAUGUUCUGAUGCAGAAAUUGAGUACAGAAGAGCUAGAAGUGUAAAAGAUGCUAACAAUGCACUUCUGGCCUCCUUCAACUCUCCUUCAUAGCCUGUAACUGGAACUGGAUGGUAGUACAGUUUAAUUGUUCUAUAUUAUGUAAUCAAAAACAUGUUAGGAAUUUGUCUUUUAGGGUCUUUGAUACACUUAUGGUUGUAUUAUUCUCUAAUUCUAGGGCUUGGUUGGAUUGAUGAUAUGCUUUCCAUCUUCAUUUUACAGAACCCUUUGCUUUU
Molecule: messenger RNA, 2725 nt
Organism: Phalaenopsis equestris
Lineage: Eukaryota; Viridiplantae; Streptophyta; Magnoliopsida; Asparagales; Orchidaceae
Exons: 3
Coding region: 1035-2543 (502 amino acids)
Source: RefSeq, a predicted model, not a curated record